Messenger RNA from Cynara cardunculus var. scolymus (artichoke), 1365 nucleotides. Its product is annotated as cell division cycle 20.2, cofactor of APC complex-like. Lineage: Eukaryota; Viridiplantae; Streptophyta; Magnoliopsida; Asterales; Asteraceae. The record is from RefSeq and is a predicted model, not a curated record. The transcript is spliced from 4 exons. The coding region runs from base 1 to 1365 and encodes 454 amino acids. Gene Ontology annotation, molecular function: anaphase-promoting complex binding; ubiquitin ligase activator activity; protein binding. Gene Ontology annotation, cellular component: anaphase-promoting complex. Gene Ontology annotation, biological process: positive regulation of ubiquitin protein ligase activity; anaphase-promoting complex-dependent catabolic process; positive regulation of anaphase-promoting complex-dependent catabolic process.
AUGGACGCAGGAUCUCUAAGUUCUUCAGCUACCAAGUCCCAAUCUCGAUGCCCCCUUCAGGAGCAAUUUCUUCAAAGAAGAAACUCUCGAGAAAACUUGGACAGAUUCAUUCCGAAUAGAUCAGCAAUGGAUUUCGAUUACGCACAUUACAUGUUAACGGAAGCGAAGAAAGGUAAGGAGAAUCCAAUGACUAGCUCGCCGUCGAGGGAAGCGUACCGGAAGCAUUUGGCCGAUAGCUUUAACAUGAACCGAACCAGAAUUCUAGCUUUCAAGAACAAGCCUCCAACCCCAUCGGAAGCCAUGUUUAACGACAGCUCUGCUUCGGUUCAGCACUCAAAACCUGUAAAGGCCCGUAGAUACAUUCCUCAGACUUCAGAAAGAACUCUUGAUGCUCCCGAUCUUGUCGAUGAUUACUACUUGAAUCUGUUGGAUUGGGGAAGCAGCAAUGUUCUUGCCAUUGCUCUAGGAAACACAGUGUAUUUAUGGGAUGCUUCGGAAGGUAAUACUUCGGAGCUCGUGACAGUAGACGAUGAAGCCGGCCCGGUGACCAGCGUCAAAUGGGCACCCGAUGGUCGACACAUCUCUGUCGGGCUAAACAAUUCGGAUAUCCAGCUCUGGGAUUCGACAUCUAACCGAUUGUUGAGAACAUUGAGAGGCGGCCACCAAUCUCGAGUCGGAGCUUUGGAUUGGAACAACCACAUCUUGACCACCGGAGGAAUGGAUGGCCGGAUCGUAAACAACGAUGUGCGAGUUCGAUCGCAUAUAGUCGAAACCUACAGCGGCCACCACCAAGAAGUUUGCGGACUGAAAUGGUCGGCUUCCGGCCAGCAGUUAGCCAGUGGUGGCAACGACAAUCUCCUUCACAUUUGGGACCGAUCGAUGGCUUCUGCCAACGCUCCAACCCAAUGGCUCCACCGGCUCGAGGAGCACACCGCUGCGGUCAAAGCCCUCGCGUGGUGUCCGUUCCAGGCGAAUCUCCUCGCUUCAGGUGGAGGUGGCGGCGACAAGUGUAUAAAGUUCUGGAACACACACACCGGCUCGUGUUUGAACUCCGUGGACACGGGUUCGCAAGUUUGUGCACUUUUAUGGAACAAGAACGAACGCGAACUGCUGAGCUCACACGGGUUCACACAGAACCAAUUGACUCUAUGGAAGUACCCGUCGAUGGUUAAGAUGGCUGAACUGACGGGUCAUACAUCGAGGGUUCUGUUCAUGGCUCAGAGCCCUGAUGGGUGCACGGUUGCAUCUGCGGCUGGCGACGAGACAUUGCGGUUUUGGAACGUUUUCGGGAGCCCCGACGUGGCUGCAAAGGCGGCACCGAAAGCCGCACCGGAACCGUUCGCUCAUUUGAACCGUAUUCGUUGA